AUUCCACAAAUAGCCCCUUUAUUAUGAUUAAAUCUUUUUCUUAUAUUUUCAGCUACAUUUGUUAUAUUUAUUGUACUAAAUUAUUUCAUUAAAGUACCAUCUAAAAUUGAGAAAUCUUCAUCUCAAUUACAAAAAAUAGAAAUAACUUGAAAAUGAUAA
Molecule: messenger RNA, 159 nt
Organism: Penaeus monodon (black tiger shrimp)
Lineage: Eukaryota; Metazoa; Arthropoda; Malacostraca; Decapoda; Penaeidae
Source: the annotation of a RefSeq genome assembly